UGUGCUCGCUGUGCGGCACUGCACUGACGACAGCACUGCCAACCCCGUGUGCCUACUACUUCCAUAGGUCGUGAUGUCGUCACUGGCUAGCGUGCUUCGGGUUUCUGGGCGCCGUUCCAUACUUCUGUCUGCGAGAAGAGGCCAGCAACUUGUAAGACCUACUGCUGCUGCAAGGGCACAACAGGCAGCGGCGGCAACGAGCGCAGCAGCGCCGUUCAACACCAGCGGGAACUUCGACGCCUCGUACACUACUACCUCCUGCUCACCAUUGAGUCGGAUCGGAGCCCGCGGCGCUACCUGGUCGGCAUCCUCUUCGCCAUUGCCGUUCCGGAGACGGCAAGCCUGCGGCCUGCGAUGGGUGCAAUCGACCGCAGUGGCACAUCAGCAACACCGCCUCCCUCAAUGGGCAACCGCGGAAACCUUCUCCGCCGGCAGCAGCAAGCGCGGCAUGAUGAGCAAGGCUAGCCGGAAAGGCGACGACUCGAAAGGCGAGCAGCAGCAGCAGAAGCAGCAAGGAGAGGAGCAGCAGUACGAGGACGCCGACUACGAGCCGGAGCCCGAGGAGAAGAUAUCGAUCGUCAAGACCGUGGCCGGCCUUUGCGUCCUCGGCCUGGUCCUUGCGGCCCUCGGCGCCACGGUCACGGAGCUCUGGCCGAGCCACAUGGCGCCCCAGUCCAUCAUGUCGCACGCCCACGACGUGUUUCAAGCCGACCCUGAUACCGCGAACCACUUCGGGACGCCUUUGAAGGUGUACGGGCGGGACAACAACCGGCACCGGGAAGGGCGGAGGAACUUCGUGGAGCACGUGGACCAUGAGGACCCCAUCGACAAGAGCAAGAGAACCAGGGUCCGCUUCAACGUCGAGGGCCCGCACGGCCACGGCAUGGCGUACGCCGAGGUGUCGAACAAGAUGGAGUCGGGGGAAUGGGUCUACCUGUGCGUGCAGGACCUCCAAACGGGCCACGUUAUCACGCUCCACGACAACCGAGCCCUGCUCAUGGCGCAGGCCCAGGCGGGAUCGGACGAGGAGAAGAACGCCUUCCGGAAAAUGCUUGGGCAGUAAUGAAAAUAGAGGCAUGAUUUGGUCGGGGGGGGGCGUUUCUGUUUUCUUUGAAGUCGGCAGCCGGCCAGAUCGACCUUGUUCGCGCGUUCAUUUCUUGUGGUCUGUGCCCGUGGUGGUGUUUUCCACGUAUGGAGUGCGCUGUUCGGGACAGCGGCUCUGUUUUGUUCUCCUUUCACCCGGGGAUGCCCGGGCGGCUUCGCGUUGUCCCCCCGCUUGAUGACUUCUUGUGCUUGCUAAUUGGGCACACCUCGCACGUGCCGAUGCGUGAAGGAAGAGUUCCACGAGCAUUUAGGUACACCGGCAGAGUGCGUCCGUCCGCAAUGUUUGCAGGUGUUUUGGAGGUCAUAUGCCUUGACCAAGAGUUGAGCAGGGCGGGGCAGGGGGGCACAUUUUUUGUGAAUGAGCCUGGAUCGUCAGAGCGUUGUUUCGAUUUCCAAAGCUGACUACGCAUUAGUGUUGCUCGGCGUGGUCAGUAAUGGACUCCAUCACGAACGUUUGCUUUCUUUUUUCGCGCCCCUCUCUCGCGAGGUCAAUGGUCUCUGGAAGUGAAAGCUCCAGAAAGUAAAUUAAGUCAUGCGCAGCUGUCAUCCGUAC
Messenger RNA from Ectocarpus sp. CCAP 1310/34, 1657 nucleotides. The record is from the annotation of a GenBank genome assembly. Lineage: Eukaryota; Phaeophyceae; Ectocarpales; Ectocarpaceae.